Drosophila persimilis is the source of this 2754-nucleotide messenger RNA. It is a transcript of the gene Rph, whose product is annotated as rabphilin-3A. Lineage: Eukaryota; Metazoa; Arthropoda; Insecta; Diptera; Drosophilidae. The transcript is spliced from 5 exons. Gene Ontology annotation, cellular component: membrane. Gene Ontology annotation, molecular function: small GTPase binding. The record is from RefSeq and is a predicted model, not a curated record. Gene Ontology annotation, biological process: intracellular protein transport. Bases 302 to 2236 code for a protein of 644 amino acids.
GUGCCCCUGCGUGCUUUUCCAUUUCGUUUCCAUUUCGUUCUUAUUGCCAUUUCGUUUCGUUCGUUCGGAGCCGCAAAAUAACCGUGGACAGCGACAAACAAUAACAACGCUGCAGAUAGAAUAGAUAUAGAGAGGGAGAGAGUGAGUGCGCCGCGCCUAUCGGCAGGCAAUGAUUCCCGUUGUUUACUUUGAUUGAGUGCCACUAUCCGGGAGCGGAGCGGGAGAGUGAUAAACAGCAUUGCAGACCAAAGACCAGAAAGCCAGCCAAAAAAAUAUCAUCAUCCAAAUAUAAUGUGACAAGAUGGACUUCCAGAACCGCAAUAACACGGCCAACAAGUUCGUCUGUCCCAGCGACAGGCAGCUGGCCUUGCGUGCCAAAUUGAGGGCCGGCUGGAGCAGCUCAAAGACCAGUGAACCCUUGCGUCCCGAGGAGCAGGAGGCCAUCAUAUCCGUGAUACGGCGCAAUGAGGAGAUCGAGAUUGCCGAACGGCAGCGGGUCGGCCGUCUGGUGGAGCGAGUUGAGAAGAUCAAGCAGCACGCUGUCGAGCGGGGCCCCAACUGUUGUCGGCUCUGCGGCGACACCUUUGGGCUGUUGCGGCCGCAUCGCAUCAUCUGCGAGGACUGCCGUCAGUCCGUGUGCACCAAGUGCAGCGUGGACAUCAAUAUCCGGUAUCACACCAGCGAGCGGACACGGGAGAUCUGGCUCUGUCGCAUCUGCUCGGAGACGCGCGAGAUGUGGAAGAAGUCGGGGGCCUGGUUCUUCAAAGGCCUGCCGCGGUACGACACGCCGCGCAGUGCCAGCGCCACGCCUACGCCCACACCCACACCAGGAGGGAUGGCAUCCAUGGCAGGAGACACGCGGGCCGUGCACAGCUGCCACGGAACGCCGACGCGGCCGGCGCGGGUCAAGAAGCUGACCAUACGGGUCAACGACAGCAGCUCCAGCAGCGGCCCCUCCGAGCCGGAGGAUGAGCUGGACAGCGGGGGUGGUAGCGGUUUCGGUGGCGGUGCCAGGGGCUCGGCCGUGGGCCGCCUGCAGAGGGAGGACAGCUUCCGGCUGCGGGCAUACGGCUCCAUAAGAAGCUUCAUCGACGGCGGCGAGCGAAAGUUGUCGAACUCCUUCUUCUUCGGUCGACAGCAGAGCCACCGGCCGUCGGAGUGCCCCGACUACGACAGCAUCAGCCUCACGAACGGCUCGGCGGUGGCCCAGCUGCGCCGCGAGAGCAGCUCCCUGCGCCGUGGUUCGGUUAGCUCCUCCUGGUCCAUCAGCGAGAGCUCUGGCUCCGGUAAUUCCGGCACCCAGUCACAGUCCCAGUCGCAAUCACAAUCGCAAUCGCAAUACACCCAAGCCCAGCAACAGCAUUGCCGGGAUCCGCUGCUAGGCUGGCUGGAGAUAGCCAUCAGCUAUCGGGAGAACUUCCACAGCCUGGACUGCACAAUGGUGCGGGCACGCGACCUACCCGCCAUGGACGCCUCUGGCCUGACCGAUCCCUACUGCAAGCUCAACAUAAUCACGCCCGAGGCGCUCACCAAAUACACGCGCUGGCAACGCACCAAGACCGUGCACAAGACCCGCAAUCCAGAGUUCAACGAAACCCUCCAGUUUGUCGGCGUGGAGCCCGAAGAGCUCGGCAACUCCCUGCUGUAUGUGGCCCUCUUCGACGACGACAAGUACGGGCACGAUUUCCUAGGCGCAGCCAAGGUCUGCCUCUCCACGGUGCACAGCACAUCCCAGUACAGGAUCUCGGUGCCGCUGGGCGUGGAGGAUCAGUACAGCAGCGCGGCGGAAAUGGCCCAGGAGUGGCCCAAUGGCAAAAUUCUUAUCUCCCUGUGCUACAAUACCAAGCGGCGGGCUCUGGUCGUCAAUGUGAAGCAGUGCAUCAAUCUGAUGGCCAUGGAUAACAACGGUAGCUCCGAUCCCUUUGUCAAGCUUCAGCUCAAACCGGAUGCGCACAAGAACAAGAAGCACAAGACGAGCGUCAAGUGGCGGACCCUGAACCCGAUCUACAACGAGGAGUUCUACUUUGAGGCCAGUCCCCACGAUCUCAACAAGGAGAUGCUCAUUGUGACCGUGUGGGACAAGGAUCUGGGCAAAAGCAACGACUUCCUGGGCAGCCUCCAGCUGGGGGCCCAGAGCAAGGGCGAACGCCUCCAGCAGUGGCACGACUGCAUCCGAUUGCCUGAUCACUUUCAUGAGAAGUGGCAUUGCCUGGCCCCCGACAAUCCCGCCCACUAGCGGGUGCGACUGCGGCUGCGGCUGCGGCUGCUCCACAACCAAUCAAACACCCAACCGAUCCUUCCCGCUUAGCUCCAAAUAUACACAUAAAUAGUAAUACAGUAAUAUAACAUAUAUAUUAUAUAUACAUACAUACAUAUAUAUAUAUUUUUGAUAUGCCUGCCUGAGUGUGUUAGCCAGACAGAGAGACAGAAAGAGAGAGAGAGAGAGAGAGAGAGACAUAGAGAGGAAGAGAAAGAGAAAGAGGGAGUGCGCUUGUGUAUCUGCUUUCCGAUAUCUCGUAUAUAACCUCAAUUUUUCUAUAUCUGUUCUAUAUACUUUCGGCUCUUAUCGGCAUUUUUGUAUACAUUCAAACUGUAUAUACUAGCUUUUGUUUAAGUGUCCUUAUCAAGGGUUAAUCAACAUCAAAACAAUUUCGAUUUAUUGCUAAAUUCAACCUAUAAUCAAAACUAAUUAUUUAUGUACUUAAAUAUAUAUCGAAAUAAAUAUCGGGAUACAAUUGGAACUCUUGCAUCCAU